Molecule: messenger RNA, 3041 nt
Organism: Bicyclus anynana (squinting bush brown)
Lineage: Eukaryota; Metazoa; Arthropoda; Insecta; Lepidoptera; Nymphalidae
Product: O-acyltransferase like protein-like
Exons: 12
Coding region: 6-2159 (717 amino acids)
Molecular function (GO): acyltransferase activity, transferring groups other than amino-acyl groups
Source: RefSeq, a predicted model, not a curated record
ACGCCAUGUCGCCGGCGCGCGCGCUCACGUUCGCGGCUCUAUGGGCUUGCGCAGCCGCUGACACUCGGGCCCCACCCGACACUGUUAAUGACGAUGUUUUUCAUAAAACGAAAAUCCCCGUCACUAACACCACACCUCGAAGUGAUGUAAAAAUUUACGAUUAUCAAUAUACCGGUUCAGUGAACGAUUUUGGUUUUAGCGGCGCGAGUUUGUGGGAUGCUGGGCUGGACCCUGAUGAAGAUGUAAUUUACAGAUUGAGCGAUGAGGAGUACUAUGAAAUGCCUCAUCUCUUCCACCUGGACGAGUACGUGGGCUGCCUGGCACGGCGCGGCGCCUACUGCCUCGGCAGCUUCGAACUGUCCCCCAAUGGGUACAGCCCGCUCUUCAACACCAUGCAGCGCUACUCCGCCAACUGGGUGGACUACUACAACCACACGCGUCUGCACCGCGGCGUGUGCUUGACCCGCAGCUGCGCGCCCGCCCACCGCCCCGCGCUCUCUACGCCGGCGCUCAAAGCAUGGUUCGCAUCCUGCGUGAACACCAGCACUAUGGCGGCAUACAACCUGUCGGCCCGACUCUACCGGCUGGAGUACUGCCGCCGAGGGCCCGAGCGCGCGCCGCCUCUCAACGCCAACGAGAGAGGCUUCGCGGGUUUCUUGGCGGUGCUGUUCGGCCUCGCUAUGAUUAGCACCGCUUUGGAUUUGACGCUGACUGAUCAGGCUAAAAAAGGCUACGGUUGGGCGCUCUCCUGGUCGGUGCGUUCCUCGUGGCGCGCGCUCACAGCACCCGCGCCGGUCUCCCAGGGCGUCGACUUACGCGUUUUCGACGGCCUGCGAGUGUUCUGCCUCCUGGGCAUCAUCCUCGACCACGUGAUCUUGGUCGGUUUGCUCUCCUAUGUCGCCGAUACGAGGACUUACGAACAGAUGACCCGCUCGGCGGAUGCGAUCCUGGUGAUUAAUAGCAGCCUGGUGGUGCAGAUCUUCUUCCUGAUGGCCAGCUUCCUGCUGGCGCACAAGCUACUCAAGCAGCGCUCCCCAUCAUCCGCCGUCAGCACUUUCUUCUACGCCAUGUUCAAUAGAGUAAUCAGGAUAUGUCCAAGCUACUACGUGGUGGUAUGGUUCGCGUCGUCGGUGUAUGAGCGGCUGGGCAGCGGGCCGCAGUGGAGCUCGCUGGUGGGCGGCGAGGCGAAGGUGUGCCGGCGCAAGUGGUGGACCCACCUGCUGUUCCUCCACACCCUGCUGGAUCGCGACGAGAAAUGCUUGAUACAGACUUGGUUUCUGGCAACGGACAUGCAGCUGUACGUGCUUGCGCUGGUGCUGACGUUGGUGCUGCGCGGGCGGCGCCACGCUGUGUCGGUGCUGUGCGCGCUGCUGGCAGCGCUCACUGGCACGUGCCUGGCGCUGGCGUACGCCUGGCGACUGAUGCCCACCUACGUAAUGACUCAACCCGAAUUGAUUCGUGUGGAGUACCGCGGCGACUUGACGUACAACUUGCUGUACCAGUCGCCGCUGGGCAACUCCGCGGGCGCACUGGCGGGCCUGCUGCUGGCGCACGUGCACCACGCGCUGAGCGGCGCCAACGUGCGCAUUGCGGACAGUAAAUGGUUCCGCUGGUCGUCGCUGGCGGCGGCGCCAGGCGCGCUGCUGUUUAUGGCCUGGUCGCCGCUGGUGCUGGGCGAGGGUCCGCCGCGCCGCGCCGUCGCCGCAGUGCUGGCAGCAGUCGAGCGGCCGGUGUUCGCGGGGCUGGUGGCCUUGGCGCUGCUGGGAGCUAUGCAUGGCGUCAGAUCUCCGUGGCGCACGUGGCUUACGUCGGGCAGCACCGUGCUGGUGCGGCUGUCGUUCGGCGCGCUGCUGUUGAACAUACCGGUCAACAAGUGGCUGGUGGCAGCCCGCCUGGCACCCGCGCAGGUCGACCGCCAGAACGUGAUAUUGGAAUUUUUCGGUGUAGCGAUAGCGUCGUUCUUGGCAGCGGUACCGCUUGCCCUGCUGGUCGAGCUGCCGGUGCAGCGCUUGUACAAGGAGCUCAGAUUACUCUGCAUCCGGCCUCUACCGCCCACAGAACAGAACAAGCCACCGCAGCCCACAGAACAGAACAAGAGAGGGGAGAAGACUGACCAUGUCAAAAACAAUGACAGACCAGCUGAUCAUUUGGAAACAUAAUUUGUUCUAACAUUGGAUUUAUAGGGAAAAGUAUUGUCACUUACGUAUCUGCAGUAUCCAAAGACCACUAUAGAUUUUUAUAAGAAGCAAAUGUCUUUUAGUCGGCUGGUCAACAUCGGUUUAGAUUUUACUUAUUCCAUAUUAUACCAUAUUAUUUACCUACUUACUUAUACCAUAUUUAUUAUAGUAACUAGCAGACGCCCGCGACUACGUCUACGAAUAUUUAAAUUUCCUUUUUUUUUUCAUAAGAACCUUCUCCUGACAAUGACAGACACAUCAAAAAAAAAAUUGUGAAAUCUGUCAAGCCGUUCACACGUGAUGGCGUAACCAAGGGAUUUAAGGAUUUAUUUUUAUAUAAUACAAAUAAAUCCUUAAAUCCCUUGGUCUAAAGACUGUAUAGAUAUUUGCUCGGCAGGGCGUGUCUUAAACCAGUUUCUAGUAAAGAUGUAAAUUAAGAAAGUCACUGUACUUAAUACAAAGUGCUGUUGAAACAUUACCUAAUAGAAAUGUACAAUACAGGUGUAGUAAUUUAUGAUACCUUUAAUUGAGUUGCAAUAACUUGUAUUUAUGACUAGGUCUAGGUUUUGUAUUUCUCUUUAAGAACUUGUGAUCCAUUUGUUGGUUUUUGAGACACAAACUAGUUAGUUAAUGAGAAUAAUUAAUAAUUAUUAAGUUGAUAUACCUAUGGAGAUGUAUCAGUUUGAAUGUAAAACAUUUGAAUGAAGUGUAAAUGUUUAAGUGAGAGAAAUAAUUAGUGUCAUUGUAACAAGCAUACGGCACUCUUGACAAUGUUCUGUAGGAAUCAUUAGUUUUGUUUUGGUUUGAGGUUUGUAUUGAUUAAAUUAGCAGAUGGGAGUAGAAAAAUAAAAUCCUUGUACACAA